Messenger RNA from Trichoderma harzianum CBS 226.95, 1230 nucleotides. RefSeq lists its product as hypothetical. The transcript has 2 exons. Lineage: Eukaryota; Fungi; Ascomycota; Sordariomycetes; Hypocreales; Hypocreaceae. The record is from RefSeq and is a predicted model, not a curated record. Gene Ontology annotation, molecular function: oxidoreductase activity. Bases 298 to 1230 code for a protein of 310 amino acids.
UGCGGACUUAGCGGCAUGGCGUCACGGAGCGUUGAUGCGCUCCGAAGAGAAUAGUAAACAUGAGUGAACAAAGGUUCAGGGACGGGCCUAUGCGCCAAGACGAAGGAGCAUCAAAUAUGUAUAUAUAUAUGGCCUUCGGUGCUCGAAUCGAAAUGAAGUUUACCAUCACAAUCCUCACACAACAACAGCAACUACAAUAGUAACAGCAACAAGCAACUCGAACCUCUCUUCCUCGAGACUUAUACACUUUCAACGCCUUUUACUCUAUAAACAGCAUUUCUUCACAUUCACACCAAAAUGGCCCCUCUUGUCUUCCUCGUCACUGGAUCCACAUCUGGCAUUGGUGCUGCUCUGGUAGACCACAUUCUCUCUCGUGGAGACAAAGUCAUUGCAACUGGCAGAAAGGUCGAGGAGCGACUUGGUCAUCUCAAGUCCAAAUCCGACAACAUUGCCCUCUUGGAGCUCGAGGUCACUGCUCCUAUUGAAGAGAUCAAGACCAAGAUUGCGACGGCAUGGAACAUCUUUGGCCACAUUGAUGUCUUAAUGAACAAUGCUGGUAUGUCAGCCAUGACGACCAUCGAAGACGCGAGCGAUGCAUAUGUGCAAAACAUGUUCAAUGUCAACCUCUUUGGACCAGUUCACUUGACCCAGGCCAUCCUACCCUUCUUCCGUGCUCAGGGCAAGGGCUGCGUCGCAUUUACUUCUUCCAGCUCAAGCUGGAUGGCUCUCCCGACAAUGUCCCAUUAUUCGAUGGCAAAGGCAGGUCUCAGUUCCUUUGCAGAAGGCCUUCACAAGGAAGUCAUUGGCCUGGGCAUUCGAAGUGUCGCAUUUGACUGCGGUGGCUUCAUUACCAACCUCAUGCAGCCUCGAGAAGGUGCUCACGCCAGCCCCCCUGGUGCUGAACCUACCGACGCAUACAAGCCUCUGCUUGGAAGCGUUAUCGGCAUGUUUUCUAACGACCCCAUGGGUCUCAUGCCAGGAUCCCCCGCUAGAGCCGCUUCUACUAUGAUUGACGUGAUUAAGGGAGAAGGAGUUGCGGCUGGCCGGCCAUGGGCUUCUCGAGUCAUUUUAGGCUCGGAUGCACUUGACAGCGCCAGAAAUCGACGGGAAGACGAACUUAAGCUGCUCAAGGCCUGGGAGCCUGUCAGUGCGAGCACUGAUGAACGAAAGUACACGCCUAGAGAUGAUUUCCGAAAGUUCACCGUGGUUACUGGUUCAGAGCAGCUCUAA